AUGCUCCCCAACUUCCUCGUCGCUCUCUUGGCCCUCACUCCCGCCGCCGCCGCAGCCGCCGCCGCCUCCGGCCCCGACUUCCGCACCCGCACCCGCGCCCUCGGCACCUUCGGCGUCCAGCGCCUCCGGCAAGUCUGCGGCCAGCCCGGCUGCUACACCGACCUCUUCGUCAACGGCAAGACCGACUACAUCCCCGGCGCGUGGUCCUUUGACGCCCACUGCCAGAUCCGCGACGAUGGCGCGUGGACGGCGUGCGACAGCCAGGUGCCGUACACGCCGCCGGGCCGCCUCUUCGUCAAGAUGGACGCGUGGAACAAGGCCUCCCAGACGUACACGCUCUGGUUCUCGGCGCAGUACAACGAGGGUGAUCGGGUGGUGAACGCGACGGCGCGCAUGGAGGUGGAGAGGCCGGUCGGCUGGGACGUGUCCCAGUGCAGGCAGAUGGAUGUUGUUUCGAAGGAAUACAUUUGA
This is a messenger RNA of Cordyceps fumosorosea ARSEF 2679, 471 nucleotides long. RefSeq lists its product as hypothetical. NCBI's taxonomy places the organism in Eukaryota, Fungi, Ascomycota, Sordariomycetes, Hypocreales, Cordycipitaceae. The record is from RefSeq and is a predicted model, not a curated record. The coding region runs from base 1 to 471 and encodes 156 amino acids. The transcript has a single exon.